Urocitellus parryii (Arctic ground squirrel) is the source of this 2200-nucleotide messenger RNA. RefSeq names its product ATP binding cassette subfamily D member 3 (gene Abcd3). Gene Ontology annotation, biological process: long-chain fatty acid import into peroxisome; fatty acid beta-oxidation; peroxisome organization. Gene Ontology annotation, cellular component: peroxisome; peroxisomal membrane. Lineage: Eukaryota; Metazoa; Chordata; Mammalia; Rodentia; Sciuridae. The record is from RefSeq and is a predicted model, not a curated record. Gene Ontology annotation, molecular function: ATP binding; ABC-type transporter activity; long-chain fatty acid transmembrane transporter activity.
CGGCACCGCCCUCCCUCCUCGCGGUCCUCUCCUCCCAGUCUCCCCCGCGCUUCCUGCACUAAGGUAGUUGCCGCCGAGUCCCCUUCGCCGGCUCGCCCGCCCUGGUGGUGCCAUGGCGGCCUUCAGCAAGUACUUGACGGCGCGGAACUCCUCGCUGGCGGGGGCCGCAUUCCUGCUGCUCUGCCUGCUCCACAAGCGGCGCCGCGCCCUCGGCCUGCACGGUAAGAAAAGUGGAAAACCACCAUUACAGAACAAUGAGAAAGAAGGGAAAAAAGAGCGAGCUGUGGUGGACAGGGUGUUUUUAUCAAGGCUCACACAGAUCCUGAAAAUCAUGGUCCCUAGGACAUUUUGUAAAGAGACAGGAUACUUGAUACUUAUUGCUGUUAUGCUGGUGUCUCGAACAUAUUGUGAUGUUUGGAUGAUUCAAAAUGGGACACUCAUUGAAAGUGGUAUCAUUGGUCGUAGCAGAAAAGAUUUCAAGAGGUACUUAUUCAACUUCAUCGCUGCCAUGCCUCUCAUCUCUCUGGUUAAUAACUUCUUGAAAUAUGGGUUAAAUGAGCUCAAACUGUGCUUCCGAGUAAGGCUCACCAGAUACCUCUAUGAGGAGUAUCUCCAAACUUUCACAUAUUAUAAAAUGGGAAAUCUGGACAACAGAAUAGCUAAUCCAGACCAGCUACUUACACAGGAUGUAGAAAAAUUUUGUAACAGUGUAGUUGAUCUGUAUUCAAAUCUUAUUAAGCCAUUUUUAGAUAUAGUUUUAUAUAUUUUCAAGUUAACAAGUGCAAUUGGAGCUGAGGGCCCAGCAAGCAUGAUGGCCUACUUGGUUGUGUCUGGGCUAUUCCUAACUAGACUGAGAAGGCCCAUUGGUAAGAUGACAAUUACUGAACAAAAGUAUGAAGGUGAAUAUAGAUAUGUUAAUUCCCGGCUCAUUACAAACAGUGAAGAAAUUGCCUUUUACAACGGGAAUAAAAGAGAAAAGCAGACAAUCUACUCAGUCUUCCGGAAACUGGUGGAACACCUACACAAUUUCAUUUUGUUUCGGUUUUCAAUGGGCUUCAUUGAUAGCAUAAUUGCCAAAUACAUUGCCACUGUAGUUGGUUACCUGGUUGUGAGUCGUCCUUUCCUAGAUUUAUCUCAUCCUCGUCAUCUCAAGAGUACGCAUUCAGAGCUUCUGGAGGAUUACUACCAAAGUGGAAGGAUGCUUUUGCGAAUGUCUCAAGCUCUGGGUCGAAUAGUUUUGGCUGGGCGAGAAAUGACUAGAUUGGCUGGUUUUACUGCCCGGAUUACAGAAUUAAUGCAAGUACUGAAGGAUUUAAAUCAUGGCAAAUAUGAACGCACAAUGGUCUUGCAGCAGGAAAAGGGUACUGAAGGAGUACAAGUCAGUACCUUGAUACCUGGUACUGGAGAAAUCAUCAUUGCAGAUAACAUUAUAAAGUUUGAUCAUGUUCCUUUAGCAACACCAAAUGGAGAUAUCUUAAUCCGAGAUCUUAAUUUUGAAGUUCGAUCUGGGGCCAAUGUUCUAAUUUGUGGUCCAAAUGGCUGUGGAAAGAGUUCACUCUUUCGUGUUCUUGGUGAAUUAUGGCCUCUUUUUGGAGGACGUCUAACUAAGCCAGAGAGAGGAAAGUUAUUUUAUGUUCCUCAGAGACCUUAUAUGACUCUUGGAACGCUUCGAGACCAAGUGAUAUAUCCAGAUGGAAGAGAAGAUCAGAAAAAGAAGGGGAUAUCUGAUCUUGUACUGAAGGAGUACCUGGACAAUGUACAGUUGGGUCAUAUCCUUGAACGGGAAGGAGGCUGGGACAGCAUUCAGGAUUGGAUGGAUGUGCUUAGUGGAGGAGAAAAACAGAGAAUGGCAAUGGCAAGAUUAUUUUAUCAUAAACCCCAGUUUGCCAUUUUGGAUGAAUGCACAAGUGCAGUCAGUGUGGAUGUGGAAGGCUACAUUUACAGUCAUUGUCGGAAGGUUGGCAUUACGCUCUUCACUGUGUCACACAGAAAAUCUCUUUGGAAACACCAUGAGUACUACCUACAUAUGGAUGGCAGAGGCAAUUAUGAAUUCAAACAGAUCACAGAAGAUACAGUUGAGUUUGGCUCUUAGAGAAAUCCGGAGUAACUGUACCUGCUUCAAUGAAAUCAAAUAAUUACAGAAUACUCUUAGAAAUACAAAGUGCAUUGUAAAAUAAAGUUGAGCUUGUUUUUUUUUUUU